This is a messenger RNA of Talaromyces amestolkiae, 3009 nucleotides long. RefSeq lists its product as uncharacterized. Bases 1 to 3009 code for a protein of 1002 amino acids. Gene Ontology annotation, molecular function: S-adenosylmethionine-dependent methyltransferase activity. Lineage: Eukaryota; Fungi; Ascomycota; Eurotiomycetes; Eurotiales; Trichocomaceae. The transcript has a single exon. The record is from RefSeq and is a predicted model, not a curated record.
AUGGCAGACUCUCACCAUCGCCAGGUCGCGACCUUGAGCUCGCCGCUGCGGCUGGCCCGCAAACCACUUCUUAAUACUAUAAUGGAAGCCAGUGAAUACUCACCCAAAGAAGACUCACCCCGUGAACCACAGAGUGUGCGACACGGAGUGACGAGAGAGAGUUUACAUUCUAUUCAGAUCGCAAUGUCAUUUUCGCCGGAGACAGCGCGAAGAAUAUCGACUCCGGCGGAAAGUCUAUCGUCGACUUCAUCGUCGUGCUCGGAUGAGGAAUGGCAGCAAGGUUUACGACCCUUUGAUGAUCUUUACGAUGCAUCAGAUGACGAUGAGCGUGAAUGCCCUUCUUUGACGGAAAGUCGGCCUAGCAGUCUCGCGACUAUGUCGAUUAGGAGUUCCACAUAUUCGACCAAUAGUCGAAAUCGGUAUCCGAGUCUUAUGAUUCCGACGGCGAGUCUGUGGCCGUCGCUCGUGAAUCCGCAUAAGAGUUCGCCUGUGCCGCCUACUCCCCCUCCAAAGAUUCCCGUUUCACCGGCGACGUUGUCGAUGCUUCCGGGGAAUGUACCGGCAUUGCAUGCUCCACCCUCCUUGGAUGGCAGUUUGUCAUCCGAUCAGAUUUCAAAUAUCAGUUCUCCAGCCACACCUGAUCUGCGUCCGGUAAGAGAUCAUAACUGGGACACUGAUAUAAUUCGUGUACGACAAGACUCCAAUGCACCCAGCAGCGCUGGUGCAUCCAGUACCGACUUGAACGCCGACGAGGAGAGAGCGAUUGAGACGGGCGAUGACUGGAACCCUCUCAUCGACAGUUUUCCUGCUAUCCCUUCCAGAUUUGAAAGUCAAGAGCCGGCUGUCCUGUCGCUCGACAUUUCUUAUGACCAACCCGUCUCGGCCAGAUCAGACAGUCCCGGACUCAACGGCAUCAUGCUCCCACCAGCCGCCAUCGCCACUCUUCAACACAUCCCACUAGAUCAGACGCCUGGUCCCUGGUCCGAGAUAUCCGAGAAGAACGACGAAAUGUGGCAGCUUUCCGCUCCACCAACCAAUCGCCAUCAACGAUCUUCUCCGCCUCCAGACGCGACCCCAGAAUCUGAGCUGUCUGGUUACAGUUUCACGAAUCUGAGUAUCCCGUCUCCAGGUGGGUUCUUCUCGUCGCUUGACCCCAAAUCAAGAUAUACGUGGUCAUUGCCUAGUGCAAUUAUUCCGCCGACUUCCGCUGUUGCGGCGCGGUUUUAUGAUGUUCCUUGGAGUCAAGAUCAGGGAGAGGUAGUGGAACAUGUGGUUGAGGUUUCAGCGGAUGAGAGCUUGGCCGAUGAUCAGCCCACUGCUGUUCCAGUCACUGCAAUCCGAAUCCCCUCUGCGCAGCACACGCGUAGUGACUCGCACGAUAGCACAAGUCCCGUGGUCGCGGAUGUGCAGGAACUUGACCGAUCAGGCGUUCCCGCAUAUGAAUAUGACGAAGCUUACGACGAUGAACUGAAGCGUCAAGCUGUCGCCAACCUAGACCGAACAAGUGUGUGGCUCGCAGCUCAACACUCAUACUUGUCCGCCCUCAGCGAGACCAACCCCGUCAACGAGGUAGCUGUGAAGAAAGAAAUUGAGCCGGUCGAUGUCGAGGAUCGGCCAACUUCCUCAUCGUCAGCAGCAGUAGACUCCCCACCUCGCAAAUCAGUCCGUUUCUCGGAGACAGUCCAGGAAUUGACAAUCUCCCCUCUUCCUCCUCCACCAGAUGCAAGCAAAGAUUCCAUCUACUGGCGCGGAUUUCAGUUUGUCUUGCAACAAUCUCGUCGUCGCGAUGUCUUCUUGCACAGCGAUAUUCGCUUUGAUGCUAUUCAGUCUGUCCGUUUGGGAUUUCCGCAAAAGCACCGCACUGCAUUACUCGGCAAGUUCGAGCUGGAGGCGCCAGAACGACCUGGAUACAAGGGACCGUUUUCACAGGCACCACGGAAAUCAGUCCUUGCAGAAGUCCUCGCUGAUCAAGCUCUGUACUCAAACCUGGAGAAAGAGCAAAUGGUUCUUUCACAGAUAUACCAGUCAGUAUGGGCCGUUGAUGCAAUGCGCUUCCUUAACGGUGGUCGUCUCCUUUCCCGACCAGCCACAAAACGUCUCUCGAUCGCAUUGAAACAAAUGGCAAAACCAAGCCCACAACCCGGGCCCAAACGUCGAUUGAGGGUGCUCGACCUCGGCGGCCAAGCAACCUGUGGCUGGGCAUGGCAAGUCGCACAUGACUAUCCAGACGUCAAGAUCUACACUGUCGUUGGCAAACACCAAGAAGUCAACAGCCACAUCAAGGGACCCAUCAACCAUCGUCGCGUGUCAGUACCAUGCUUAUGGAAGUUACCCUUCCGCAACAAUCAAUUCGACGUUAUUUCAGCUCGAUCCUUGCACGCUCUUUUGAAAACCGAGCGACCCGCCGGCGAAGAUUCCGAUGAAUACGACCUGUGUCUCAAAGAGUGCUACCGCUGCCUCAAACCAGGCGGCUAUCUCGAAUUCUUCACCAUGGAUUCUUCAAUCGCUCGUGCCGGCCCGCUUGGAACCGCGGCAUCCGUCGAGUUCACCUUCAAUUUGAAAACGCGCGGCUACGACCCAUCACCAACACGCAGCUUUUUGAGUAGAUUGCAACGCUCAAACUUUGCGGAUAUAAAACGUGCCUGGAUGUUUUUGCCGAUGGGGAUUGAGCCUACGAAGCCAGAACCGAUGCGCGAGACUCCUAAUCCUAGGGUGAAGAGUCAGAUUGAUUGUGAAGCUAUCCAGGGGCCUGUUGGAAGUACAGGCGAUGUGGCCAGCAUGACUGGCUUGUUGGGUGGAUGGAUGUGGGAGCAAUGGCUGCUCAAGACACAGAUGGAAAUGGGCCGCGAAGAGAAGGAGUUGCUCAAGGAUAUAGGUGGUGUGUUUGAUGAAGGGAGAAAGCUUAAUGCGGGAUGGACCUGUUUGUCGGGGUGGGCGAUGAAGCCGAGGCGUGGGAGCCAGCAGCGGUUGACGGUAAUGAGUGGGUUGAGUGAGGGGGAUAGUUUCUAG